AGAGAACACUCAUUCAAGGUUUUUGUCUUGCAGACAAACCGCUGUCAUGCGGUGUCUCAUUCUUUUAUGUACUGUAUUUCAUGCGGUUCGCUCAGUUUUAGAUGCUUCAUGGUGGUCAUCCGUCGCACAGCUUUCUACAUCCCUAGCCGGGCAAAGCGCUAGACCCGUCUGCUCAUUAAGAGGGCUGUCGCCAGGGCAGGCGAGAAUAUGCGAUCUUUUCAAGGAUCACAUGCCAGCUGUAGGUCAAGGUGCACAAACGGCAAUUCAGGAGUGCCAAUAUCAGUUCAAAUCAAAUAGAUGGAAUUGUUCAACACCCUAUGGAUCCGGAAUUGUCGGACCAAUUCAUAAACUAGGAACGCGUGAGGCUGCCUUCACCUACGCCAUCCUCUCCGCAGGUGUUACUCAUGAGAUUGGCAGAAGGUGUAAACAAGGAUUACUCGCGUCAUGUGGUUGCUCAGAAGAAGCAAAACCAAAGAAUGUAGCCGACGAUUGGACAUGGGGAGGAUGCGGCGAUAACGUAGACUAUGGCUAUCGAUUUGCAAAAAACUUCAUCGAUAUUCGAGAAAAGGAAAGGGAUCCAAAACGUGAUAACGACCACGGUCGAUCUUUGAUGAACAGACGAAAUAACGAGGCAGGAAGAAAGAUUCUAAAACGUCAUACGGCUCCGAAGUGCAAGUGUCACGGUGUGUCAGGAGCUUGUAAUCUGAAGACAUGCUGGAUGCAGCUGCCAACAAUGCGACAAGUUGGGAAUAUACUUCAGAAUAAGUACAAGAAUGCUAUUCGAGUACAGGUGAAUUCACGAGGUAACCUACAACUGGUCGCCGAUCAACUUCCGAAGGAUCCCGGAGGCAGAAGGAAGACAAGGGCGUUGCCAACUGACCUCGUUUUUAUGGACGAUUCGCCCGACUACUGUAGGCCAGACCGUGCAGCCGGGACUUUGGGUACACAGGGACGAAUUUGCAGACGAGGUUCCGAUGGAGCAGACGGUUGCGAUUCGUUAUGUUGUGGACGAGGCUAUAACACCUACACUGUCGAGCAAACCACAAAGUGCAACUGCAAGUUUGAAUGGUGCUGUAAGGUUGUGUGCCAAAUGUGCACGAACACCACGCAAGUUGAUAUUUGUAAAUAAGACAAUAUUUCUCUAAUAAGCGUAUUCGCAAGCCAUACUAAUUUGCCCUUCUUUGAAAUAGGUGCUCUUACUCAUCAAAAAAGUUUUGAAUAUGAUUUUCUCACAUGUUUUUGCUAUCUGAGCAUCAAUUCCAACUCCCUGAUCUAAUUUGUAUAUAAUGACUAUGAUUCUGAUUGAAAAGCCAAAACGUGCAGUAUUAAUAAAGUGACCUCUAAGAUUGCUUUACCCACUCUCCAAAAGACACAUAAUAUAAUUAUUUGCAUGUGCUGAUUAGUAAACCUAAACAGAUUUCUAUGAUCAAGACAUUUGUAUGCUACAAUAUGAGUAAUCAUUUGUCGCUUUCCGUAUCUGGAUAUCCAUCAUGUUUUCUAGAUAAAUUCUGGUACUCUAUGUUUGAUGUGCUCUAUAUGGCGCAAAGAUUUUGGUGUGUGCGAUAAAUGUGCUGUC
Messenger RNA from Cylicocyclus nassatus, 1576 nucleotides. The record is from the annotation of a GenBank genome assembly. NCBI's taxonomy places the organism in Eukaryota, Metazoa, Nematoda, Chromadorea, Rhabditida, Strongylidae.